Messenger RNA from Penicillium verhagenii, 1392 nucleotides. RefSeq names its product WW domain-containing protein. The transcript has 6 exons. Gene Ontology annotation, molecular function: protein binding. NCBI's taxonomy places the organism in Eukaryota, Fungi, Ascomycota, Eurotiomycetes, Eurotiales, Aspergillaceae. The record is from RefSeq and is a predicted model, not a curated record. The coding region runs from base 1 to 1392 and encodes 463 amino acids.
AUGAUGGUCUUUAACGCACCCAUUUCCUUCACUUGCGAUGUUUCCCACAUCUCCAGGAGCCUGACUUUAUUUUUUAAGGUGUGCAAGAUGCCACAAGAAGCUCCAGCAGACACGGCAGGUCCGUCGUCACCACCUCCCCGAAUGCCCGAGGGAUGGCUCCCUCAAUGGGAAGGGGUCCAACGAAAGUGGUAUUAUGUCCAACGAGCGACCGGCAAAUCUCAGUGGGACAUUCCAACCGAACCAGUUGUUCUUACACCAUCAACAACACCCACGUCCAUCGGCACCGGCCCCUCACUAGCACCACCCUCGCGACCAUCAACAAACAGUCCCCAAGUGACGGGAUUGACAAGCACAUUGGCGGAACGCAUUGAAGCUGCCGCAGCCAGUGCGAGGAUCUCCAGCUCUCUAGAUACCCAGCUUAAUGGACAGGCUGCAAACGCUUCGCUUGGCUAUGCAGAGAAAUCAGGAUGGUAUCAAGACCAAGCGAUCCAGAAUCCUGGCCAUACUUACGUCCAGAAUGCUCCCUUAGCCGAAAGUGGGGACUACAUCUUCAUCAUCACCAUGGAGUAUCGGGAAACACAAGCAUCGGAUCAUCAAGCUACUGGCCUGCGGGACAUGCGAGUGGGUACAAUCAACAACAUCAAGACCUUUAUCGCAAUUUGGCUAUGGGCUCUCAGCCAUUGCAUCAGAUGGAAACAUACUGUUCCCCUGUACCUAUCCCCGAAAGCCAAGCUCCAGGUGUCAGUGCUGAUCAACCCCCGCCUCAGCCUCAAUGGCGGGUGGAGCAACAACCUGCUCACCAAAACGCUCCACAUUACCCCGUCUCCACAAAUCCUGGCUCCACCAAUUCACCGCGGGCAAGUUCAAGAUAUGAGUCGUAUCCAACACCACAAACAAGCGGUUGGUCACCUGGAGAUUUCCCGUCGCGGUCAUCACAAUCAUCCGAGCACUCGCAUCCAGGAACAAUUGGGUAAUGAUCUCAUUAGUCCUGGGAACUUGCAAACCCAUGGAUACCCUCAGCAGCCGAUUCCCUCCCAUGCUCAGUAUGCCAGCACCAAUAUGGCAAGCUCCCAAACUGGAACGGGCUUCAACUCGAUGGUCUUCCCGCCGGCCCCAGAACCACAUAAUAUCGGUCAAUUUUAUCAGAACCCUCUUGCCCAGGCCAGUCUUCAUCAAUACUUGCCCCAGCAACAGUCAAUUGACCCUGGAGGCAACAUCACAGGUGCCGGGUACCCACACAAAUACUUGCAGUCUAGUGGUCAAUACAAUCAAUGGCCCAAUGCAGAUUCCCAUAUGUCGCGAAUAUCGGCAUCGGAUCCUCAAUUUGUCAGUGGUCCGUGGGGAUCGACGCCCCCAACGUCGGGGCCUCCUCCACCGACUCGAUAUCAGUGA